Molecule: messenger RNA, 2003 nt
Organism: Talaromyces proteolyticus
Lineage: Eukaryota; Fungi; Ascomycota; Eurotiomycetes; Eurotiales; Trichocomaceae
Product: putative 12-oxophytodienoate reductase
Exons: 3
Coding region: 362-1666 (434 amino acids)
Molecular function (GO): FMN binding; oxidoreductase activity
Source: RefSeq, a predicted model, not a curated record
GCUACGCUAGUGCAGUCUCGCUAUUCGGGUUACUUUUUCUCCCGAACUGGUGCAUGGAUACAGUUGUCAGUUGAUCAAUGAAAGGCCUAGGCAACAAGAAUAUUAGUCUCAAAUGAUUAGUCGACAUAUAAAGCGUCUUGGUAUGGAUUUCUACUAACCGAUUUAAUCAGAGUACCCGAGCACGGCUCCACCAGUAAAGAUUUUAUCGGGAACCUUCUUCGCAGGUUUUUUUCGCGUAUGGCCUCGGAAGUCGGAGGGUGCUGUCAAAAUUAUGUAACACAGAUUCAAUAAAUUCCUCUCUACUUAACUUAGGUGAUACAAGUCGACCUGAAGACCGAGGGAUUGUGGAGUAUACAUUGACAUGCAGGUUACAAAUCCCUCUUCUUCAAGCAAGUCUCCCACAUCACUCGCAUACCCUACAGCAAUUUACUCAAUGGAAAACGGAACAGAGGAUAGCACCAAGUCUCUACUUUUUCAACCCCUUGUGAUUGGAUCAGGUAGAUUAAAGCUGGAGCAUCGCAUCAUUCAUGCUCCAUUAACAAGAAACAGAGGUGUUCCCCUGAAUCCAAUUAGCACGACAGACAACCCGAACCGAAUCUGGUACCCGGGAGACCUCAUGGUGGAGUACUAUAAACAACGAACGACCAAAGGAGGCUUACUGAUUUCAGAAGGGAUUCCACCGUCACUUGAAAGCAAUGGAAUGCCCGGGGUUCCGGGGCUUUUUACCAAGGAGCAAGCGAAUGGAUGGAGGAAAGUUGUCCAUGCAGUACACGAGAAAGGUGGUUACAUAUACUGUCAGCUAUGGCAUGCUGGGCGUGCAACCAUUCCUCAGAUGACCGGCUCUCCUCCAGUCUCGGCAUCUGCUAGUGUAUGGGACUCAACAGAGGAGUUUUAUUCACACAUCCCUUUUGGUGAAACACACCCUAUUCGCUACGCUGAGCAUCCUCCACUGGAACUUUCCGUUACCCAUAUUAAGAAAACGAUCAAUGAUUAUUGUGAAGCUGCAAAGUUAGCCAUGGAUGUAGGCUUCGAUGGCGUGGAAUUGCAUGCCGGAAAUGGGUAUUUACCUGAGCAAUUUCUCAGCUCUAAUAUCAAUAAGCGAACUGACGAAUACGGCGGCUCACCAGAGAAACGAUGCCGGUUUGUCCUCGAAUUGAUGGAUCAACUUGGGAAGACCAUUGGAGAUGACAAUUUAGCAAUUCGCCUCUCACCUUUUGGUUUGUUCAAUCAAGCCCGUAGUGAACAGCGAGUAGAAACUUGGGGCUAUCUCUGUAGAAUGCUUAAAGACGCUCAUCCAACUCUAUCGUACGUGAGCUUCAUUGAACCAAGAUACGAGCAGAUCUUCAGCGAUGAGGAAAAACAUAAAUUCCUCCUCAACUGGGGCCUAGCCGAUGUAGGGCUAGAUGAAUAUCGCCGGAUAUUCGACGGGAUCCCUUUCUUCUCCGCAGGUGGAUGGAACGACACAAAUUGCUGGAAUGGCAUUGCAUCCGGAAAAUACGACGGUUUGUUAUUUGGCCGAUAUUUUAUUAGCAAUCCAGACCUUGUGGCCCGGUUACAGACCGGAUGUCCUCUUGCAGAAUAUGAUCGCAGCCGAUUUUAUGGACCUUUUGAAGACAACAUCAUUGGCUAUACCGACUAUCCUCCAGCUGAGCAAAAUUGUGUUUGACUAGACAAUAUAGUUCUUCAUGAAGUUGACUUUGAAAUUGGUUUAGCCACCUCAAAUGUGAUAAGGAUGUCUACAUUGCACAUCUAAUUUGCGAAAGGCACUCAAGAGCGAAUAUACUUUUUGAUACCCUAGAUAAAUAGGCGAGAGGUAUUUGAUCAAUACUUUAGCCCGGGAAGCAUGAAGUUUCAAGCUCUUUGUUCUUUAAAUUCGAACUAUAAUUUAUUCAUGAAUAAAAUGAUCUGUGGAUAAACGCUGUAUCUUUGAACUUGAAUCUGACAGCGGUAAGCUAGAUGAUUUUGAAGGACAUCGCUAGAAAGACGAAGUAUGUUAGUAUGAU